CGGACCGCGGAGCGCGGAGCGAACUCAGCGCGGAGCCCGGAGCCCGGAUUGAGACACCGCGGGACGGGACGGAGCGAUGUCGGGCCGUGGCGCGGGCGGGUUCCCGUUGCCCCCGCUGAGCCCUGGCGGCGGCGCGGUUGCCGCGGCCCUGGGAGCACCGCCUCCGCCAGCGGGACCCGGCAUGCUGCCCGGACCGGCGCUAAGGGGGCCGGGGCCGGCUGGAGGCGUGGGGGGCCCGGGGGCCGCCGCCUUCCGCCCCAUGGGCCCCGCGGGCCCCGCAGCACAGUACCAGCGGCCUGGCAUGUCACCUGGGAGCCGGAUGCCCAUGGCUGGCUUGCAGGUGGGACCCCCUGCUGGUUCCCCAUUUGGUACAGCUGCUCCACUUCGACCUGGCAUGCCACCCACCAUGAUGGAUCCAUUCCGAAAACGCCUGCUUGUGCCCCAGGCCCAGCCCCCGAUGCCUGCCCAGCGCCGGGGGUUAAAGAGGAGGAAGAUGGCAGAUAAAGUUCUACCUCAGCGAAUUCGGGAGCUUGUCCCAGAGUCUCAGGCGUACAUGGAUCUCUUGGCUUUUGAGCGGAAGCUGGACCAGACCAUUGCUCGAAAGCGGAUGGAGAUCCAGGAGGCCAUCAAAAAGCCUCUGACGCAAAAACGAAAGCUGCGGAUCUAUAUUUCCAAUACGUUCAGUCCCAGCAAGGCAGAAGGUGACAGUGCAGGAAGCGCAGGGACUCCUGGGGGGACCCCAGCAGGGGACAAGGUGGCUUCCUGGGAACUCCGAGUAGAGGGAAAACUGCUGGAUGAUCCUAGCAAACAGAAGAGGAAGUUUUCUUCAUUCUUUAAGAGCCUUGUCAUUGAGCUGGACAAGGAACUGUACGGGCCUGACAACCACCUAGUGGAGUGGCACCGGAUGCCCACCACCCAGGAGACAGAUGGCUUCCAAGUGAAACGGCCUGGAGACCUCAAUGUCAAGUGCACCCUCCUGCUCAUGCUGGAUCAUCAGCCUCCCCAGUACAAGUUGGACCCCCGACUGGCGAGGCUGCUGGGGGUGCACACACAGACGAGGGCUGCCAUCAUGCAGGCCCUGUGGCUCUAUAUCAAACACAAUCAGCUGCAGGACGGCCACGAGCGCGAGUACAUCAACUGCAACCGCUACUUCCGCCAGAUCUUCAGUUGUGGCCGACUCCGUUUCUCUGAGAUUCCCAUGAAGCUGGCUGGGCUGCUGCAGCAUCCAGACCCCAUUGUCAUCAAUCAUGUCAUUAGCGUGGACCCGAACGACCAGAAGAAGACCGCCUGUUAUGACAUUGACGUGGAGGUGGAUGACCCGCUCAAGGCCCAGAUGAGCAAUUUUCUGGCCUCUACCACCAAUCAGCAGGAGAUUGCCUCUCUUGAUGUCAAGAUCCACGAGACCAUCGAGUCCAUCAACCAGCUGAAGACCCAGAGGGAUUUCAUGCUCAGCUUUAGCACUGACCCCCAGGACUUCAUCCAGGAAUGGCUCCGUUCCCAGCGCCGGGACCUCAAGAUCAUCACUGAUGUGAUUGGGAAUCCUGAGGAGGAGAGACGAGCUGCCUUCUACCACCAGCCCUGGGCCCAGGAAGCAGUGGGGAGGCACAUCUUUGCCAAGGUGCAGCAGCGAAGGCAGGAACUGGAACAGGUGCUGGGAAUCCGCCUGACCUAACUGCUCAGGGAUCCCUUUCUUCCCAGCCCUGGAGCCACCCCCUCCUCGGCCUGGAAGGGGACCACCCUCUGGAGUGCCGACACUUAGGAUAAGGAGGGGGUGAGAGGUGUCUCCUGACACUCUCUGCUCCCAGCUUUCGUUUCAAAAUGUAGUGAUAGGAUUCCUUGUUGCUUGGUCCCCAAAGCCUUAUUAUUUUACACGUUGGCUUUAAUUGGGUUCACAGGAGGCCUUCUCUGCCCCCUGCAGGCAGGCCCGAGUAGGACCUGGAGGCUGUGCUUUGACAUUGUAAGGAGACCUUUCAGAACCAAAGGCCACUCUGGCUUUGCUUGUUUACAGACCCCCUGAGGGCGAGUGUCGGAGCUGGCUCUGGGGAGCUGGGCGAGGAAGAGGGGCACAGCUCACACUCUUCCUAGCCUUUCCAAACCAAAGUUCUUUGCCAUUCCUACCAGCCCAGCCUUGCUGCUGGCUUUUUCCUUUCCUUUGGGUAUUUGCACUAUUUGUGGAGCAGGUUUUUCUAUGCGGGAGCCACUUUUUAUACAGGGGUAAGCUGGGGUUUUUCAGGGAGCCCUACUUGGUGCCUCCUUCCUUCUUUUCUUUCCUUGAUCUAUGCAAGCGGCUCCAGCCGCCAUCAUCUCCUGGGAUGCCAGAGGGCCGCCGCCCCGGCUCUUGGGCUUGGGGGGAGCACCUCUUAGAGGAAGGGUGCACUCUAUUCUCGGGCACGGCCUGAGGUGUGGGUGUGCGGGCUUGCUGGAGGGCAGGGUGAGAAGAGGAGCAGUGGGCAGGACUGCUGUUGCCCUUUGGAGCUCGGUAAGGAGGGUGGGUGGGCCUAGGGCUUGGCAAGUGCCACUUCUGGCAGGUUUGGAAAUUUCCAAAUAAAUCUUUUGUUUAUUGGUGGUACCCAG
Messenger RNA from Sus scrofa (pig), 2574 nucleotides. RefSeq names its product SWI/SNF related, matrix associated, actin dependent regulator of chromatin, subfamily d, member 2 (gene SMARCD2). The record is from RefSeq and is marked validated. Lineage: Eukaryota; Metazoa; Chordata; Mammalia; Artiodactyla; Suidae.